This is a messenger RNA of Octodon degus (degu), 3447 nucleotides long. Its product is annotated as DEAD-box ATP-dependent RNA helicase 42-like. Lineage: Eukaryota; Metazoa; Chordata; Mammalia; Rodentia; Octodontidae. The transcript is spliced from 5 exons. The record is from RefSeq and is a predicted model, not a curated record. The coding region runs from base 1 to 1908 and encodes 635 amino acids.
AUGGGGUUGUCGGGUUGGGGGCAAGAGCAGACGACAAUAUAUUUGGCGACAGGAAUUCCGUUGAAGUUUCCACCCUGGGCUGCGCGGGAGCUCCGGGGUAAGCCGUUUAAGGGUGCGAAGGGGCGCAGCAAGGCUCGCGGCCAGGGCUCCCCGGGCCGCACCGCCGCCCGCAGGCGUUGGCCGCCAGAGCCGCCUUGCAAGGGAGCGCAGGUGCAGCGAGAGAAGGAGAAACUAUGGAUGCCCUGGAAUGGGCUCAUUGUGAUUGGGAAAAGAAUAGAGCUCCUGGGAAGAAACACGCUAAAGCCUAGAAUGGGGGACCCGAAGUUUGAGUCUGAGUACUGGCGGCCAGAGGCCGUAGGAAAGAUGGUGUUGAAAGAGAAAUCAGAAGUAAGUCAAGAGGAGAUGGACGCGAAGGGCCCGCGCAGCUUAACAAGUCCAUCGCAGGCUCUGGCAGACCUGGGGAAAGAUGGUCCAGGGGAGGCUGAGGAACUGCAGGAGGCCAAAGGGAAAACUGUGGCUGAAUCUAGUGAGGCAAUGAUGGCAGAGGUCCAGUCUGUGUCUGAAGAGAGGCCAGAGAUGAUGACGGAGGUUAGGAGGGAGUCAGCAUCUGAAGAGAGGUUGGGGCCCACGGUCUCGAAAGAAAAGUCAGACCUUAGUGAGACAGAGAUGGAUGAGAAGGGACUGCAAAGUGUAGCAAGUGCAUCACAGGCUUCUGCAGAUACGGGCAAAGACAGGCCGAUAGAGACUGGGGAAAUGCAAGAGGUCAGAGAGGAAACUGGGGCUGAAGCUGGUGCAGAGGUGGUAGAAGAAUCUAGGGAGGAAUCUGUGUCUGAAGAGGAGUUGGAGGUGACAACAGAGUCCAGGAGAGGGUCUGCAUCUGAAGAGAGGUUGGAGGUGGCAGAGGAGUCCAGGAGGGGGUCUGCAUCUGAAGAGAGGUUGGAGGUGGCAGAAGAGUCCGGGAGGGAGUCUUCAUCUGAAGAGAAGUUGGAGUUGGCAGCAGAGUCUAGGAGGGGGUCUUCAUCUGAAGAGAGGGGUUCUACAGAGGACAAGGUGGGGACCAGUGGAGAGGAUAUGAGAUCCAGAGGGGAUCAACUGGGACAGGAUGAGGAGCAGAGGUCCAGUGAAGAGAGUCUGGAGUCCAAAAGAGAGAAGCGGAGGCCCAAUGUAGAGAAGCGGCCCAUUAGAGAGAGGCGUCGGUCCACUGUAGAGAAGCCUAUGUUCAGGGCAGAGAGGCGGGGGUCCACUUUAGAGAAGCCCAUAUUCAGGGCAGAGAGGCGGGGGUCCACUUUAGAGAAGCCCAUAUUUAGGGCAGAGAGGCGGGGGUCCACUUUGGAGAAGCCGGUGCAUGUAGGAGAGAGACGGGCAUCAAUUGUAGAGAAGCCAGUAUUCAGGACAGAGAGGCGGGGGUCCACUUUUGAUAAACCAAUAUUCAGGACAGAGAGGCGGGGGUCAACUUUUGAAAAGCCAAUAUUCAGGACAGAGAGGCGGGGGUCCACUUUUGACAAGCCAGUGUUAAGGGGAGACAGGCGGAAAUCCAGUGCAGAGAAAUCAAAGAUGCAUCGAGAGAAAUUAAGGCUCAACAGAGAAAAUUUGAGAACUGGUGAUAAAAUGGAGGAGCAGGAAUCUAGCGCAGAGAAUUUGGAGGAAGGUUCAAGAAUGGAAAGUGUAAGUGAAGAGAACAUUGAAAACAUGAAAGAAGCUACUAGUGAUGAAAAAGUGAUUGAAGUUACCAAUGAGGAGAUGGAAAUUCCUUUUGAAAGUGUGGGAGAGACAGAUGAAAAGCUAGAAGAGAUUGAGGAAAAGGCGGAAGCUGAUGAGGAUACCUUGCCUGAUGGUGAAUCUGCUUCUGUGGGCAAGAAGGACAUGCUGAAUGAGCUAGAAGAACUAGAUGAGGAGCCCAGUGAAUGAGGCAGUUGAAGGAUUGAAGCUGAGACAGUUAUGAAAGUAAAAGAGGAAAAGUUACAGUCAAGCACUACAUUACUGAUGUCAAAAGGGUAAAAAUGAGAGAGGAAAGGAGAGUCUGACCCAAGAAGAGUGGGAAUUAAGACAGUUACUGGGCAUUAAAUGGGGCUAUUACCACGGGAAGUCAAGAAGAAUGAUGGAAAAAUGGGAGCAUUUUGAGAAGACAGACAAAAGUGGGUAAUGAGUUGAUGGGUAAAGGAAAAUUGGAUAUUGGGUUCUUCAAAAGCUAUUUGAGAGAUAAACCAGAUGGACUAGAAGAAUUUCUUCUGAACACGAUUGGAUGUACCAGAUGGAGAAGAAUGCCUAGUGAGGACAACCAGAAUGAGAACAGGGCUGUGAAGAAGAUGCAGGUGGAAAUGAGCAGAAAGUCUGAGAGAGGAUCCUGAAAAAUGACAGGCUUCAAAGUGACAAGAGAAGAGACAAUGAGCACAUUAAGAGGUCAUCUACCUUUUACCCUCAUUGCAAGGAAGAGAGAAGCCCCCUGAAUAUCUGUCAAAACUUCAGGAUUGUACAGGGUGUAGCUCAGUGAUCUGUGCCUUCCUGAGAUCAUCACACCCAGCCUCCUCUAGUGACUCUGGAAGCUAAGGAAUUAGCAGCUGUCUUAUAAGAGGCCCGUGUGGCACAAGAUUUCUGGAUGACAUUUUCACCUGGGAUAUCAGCUGCGUUCCAUCCAGGCCACAGAUGGACAAGUGAAGAUGGAGAUGCUGUGACAAAUGCCAGCCACUUUUCUCCAGGAUGGCAUCGAUCAGAAAUGGAAGAGAAUAUUGAAGCAGCAUCCCAAAUAUUAGUUCUGAAAAACAUGGAUACAGAAGAACAAAGGAGCACCUUGAGAUCCAGCUGUGGCCUAAGGAGGCCGCGAAUGAGUUGCCUCACCCUGAGGUGCCUCUCAGGGAUCCCUGGAGGGAGCGACUGACUCGAGUCACAUGCGGGACAGGGCUGCUGACAGGGUGUUUCCUGUACUUGUCAUCCUGUCAGCGAGCCACUGCACAGAGUUUGUUUGCCAAAUUGUGGUACAUUAUGCAAAUCUAAGUUCAAUUAAAUUAAUGCUUAGAAAUACAGAUAGGGAAAGCUAGUAAAGCCCUGUGACAAAGUAUGAUUACUGAGAUUAGAGUGCUUUGAACUUGAGCAUUAGGGAAUCUUAUGAAUUUGUAGGAUUAGCCAAGACUAGUACCCCUCUCUUAGGGAGACGCAUGUACAUUUGUAAAGGAUCCCAGCACCACAGGAGAGGUAUUUUGGAUAGCUUGGGGCUGACUUACAAGGGAAGAAAAGAGCCAGAAUGUCUUCUAAUACCCAGAGUAAAUUUCCUCUCCACAAAACACUGAAGUUUGAAUAGUCUGGGUUGGUUAACUGUGCAGAAAAGAACCGUGAGGAAGAAACGUGCGCGUGGCUCUGGAGGAAGUAGUCGGGGUAAAUGCCACACAGCAGCCUCUUUGAUUUCCACAGCUGAGCCCUAGACCUUAAUGUGAGAUGUGAAGAGUCACUCCA